AUUAUCUCCCAACUAUAAAACAGAUUAUGCCACGUUGCAGUUCAAAUUCAAUAAAUAAGUACAACCAGGAAUUAUUGAACAUUACACAUAAAUUAUACUAGACCAUCCAGUGUCGGCUCCCCGCCCCAUACACAAGGUUACAUGGAUUGACAUUAACAUUCUCAGCAUGUGUUCAGUGGCUGGAGACGGUUGUUUAGGUGCAUUCAGAUGACUGGAGCAACAACAAAAGAGUGGUUUAGGAAGUCGAGUUUUCCCCCGUGUGAUCCCGGGGUAAAGGCACAAGUCCUACACUGGUGACUGUUGAAAAGAUCCACGUCCUUAUCACCUGGACCCUUAGUAUUCCAAUGCGCACAAUUCUGACUUUCAGAUGCAUGCCAAGUCUACAGUGAAUGCUGGAAGUUGCAAUCGCCACAGAUGGAGGGCCAUAUUCAGCAUGGCGGUGGUGGUUCGUUGGCUGUGAUCCAGCAACCCUCUCUUGACAGCAGGCAGAGACUUGAGUAUGAACGGGAACUGCAGCACACCGCCAUUUUGUCCCUUGACCAGAUUAAAGUAAUCAGGACAAGCAACGAGUAUACAGAAGGCCCAGCCACUGCAAAGAAAGCUGGUACCAUUAGUAGUAGCAGAGGCACCCAGCGGCAUGACAAACAUGAAAGGACUCACGAAGUGAUACCGAUCAAUGUGAAUAAUAACUACGAACAUCGAUCCUCUCACCACUCUCAUGUUGGCCACCAUUCCUCAACCAGGAUGCCUGCUUUAAGCAGGUCUACCAGCACGGGUAGUGCAGCUAGUUCAGGGAGUAACAGCAGUGCAUCAUCAGAACAAGGACUUCUGGGACGAUCCCCGCCAACAUGGAUCACGUCCAGCCACAACAGACCGGACCGGACAAUUAGAAUGCAGCCCAAGUCAUCUGCCAGUACAACGGAUGAGUUGAAAUGCUUAGGAAAGGAGGAUUUGGCAAAACAUAGGUUUAUAUGUGAGGAAUGUGGGAAAUGCAAGUGCAGAGAAUGCACAGCACCAAAGACCCUGCCUUCAUGUUUGGCUUGUAACAAACAAUGCCUGUGUUCAGUAGAGAGUACAGUAGAGUAUGGAACAUGUAUGUGCUUGGUAAAGGGAGUCUUCUACCACUGCUCCAAUGACGAUGAGGACUCCUGUGCAGAUAAUCCUUGCUCUUGCACCCAUUCACACUGCUGCUCCAGGUUCUUGUUUAUGGGUUUAAUGUCCUUAUUUAUGCCCUGUUUACUCUGCUACCUUCCAGCCAAAGGUUGCAUCAAACUUUGCCAGGGAUGCUAUGAUCGUUUAAACAGGCCUGGAUGUCGUUGCAAGAAUUCAAAUACUGUGUAUUGUAAACUUAAAAGCUGUCCCACUCAAGGGGAGGAUAAACCCUCUUGAUCCCAGGCAGCAGAACUCUUUAAUACUUUAUUUUAAUCAUUUUGAAAUCCUGCUUGUAUGUUUACCUGCUUCAACCUUGGACUAGAUACCAACAAAAACAUAGCAACCAUUCUAACGAUCCCUUCUACAACAGAAAGAUGGCUGCUGUUUACCAACAUGGCCUAAGAGUUAGAAUGUUGCUAAUAUCUAUAGGUGAAGAGGCACAUCCAUCUCCAUCAGAGGAACAUACCAUUGCUUUCUUGUUUGCAAAUGGCCCCCUUAAUUAGCAAAAUUGAUUAUUACGCAAAGUAAACCUUUAUUUCUCCAAUCAUUAAAAAUGUUAGCAUAAUUGGGAUUAAUCAACCUGAUUGCAAAAGAAGUUUGUUCCAUUUAAUAUAUUGAUGUCACAAUACAAUUCCUGAUUUGAAAAAUAAAACAACUGGGGACAAUCAUUGGUGCUACAAUCAAAAUUCUCUAGGUUGCACCUACCCAGUUGCCAUCAAUUAUCUCUGUUCAACCAAUUUUUUUGUGAACUGUUUGAUAGUGGUACAAUACAUAUCGCUAUUGUUUGUAAAUUUUGCCACAUAAAGCUUCCAUUAAAUGCAAAACUACUCCUGAAAUAUUCUAAAGUACAUAUCAACUAUUUGCAAUUUAGAGCAAGAAAACAAUUGUGAAAAGUUGCGUGGAAUCUACAUUUCUGGAUUACACCUAAACCACUUUAAACCCCCAGCAUAUUGUAUUACAUUACUGGCAGCAAAGAAAUUGUUGGUGUCUUCUUGAUAUUAAAUUUAAGUUUUGGCACAUUGGAAGUUUAAAUGUCAGUACUUGGUAAAUGUAGAUUAUGACCACCUUCUCCCAAGAAUACAGCUUUCUCCAUUCUGUGAUGCACUGAAUUAACAUGCGUUCAGAUAUUUGUGGCGUAGCACAUGGGGCAGGUUCUUAACACAUUUUUACGUGCAGGAAAGCAAGAGUAUCUUAGAUGCUAAAAGAACAUAAUAAUUUCUUUAAUAGGAGAUGAAAAUAUCCUUUAAAUCGCCAUCUAAAUUUCAUGCCAGCGUAAACAACAGAUGCAUUUCAAUUCUGAACAGAGUUGAGCAUGUUAUAAAUGUCUUUGUUUUGGAGGAUACACUGCUUCUAGUUUUAAAUUUCAACUUAACCUGCUUUGUCAAUUGAAUAUGGAAGUUGAUUGAAUAUUGGUGAGUUUUAUACAAAAGAACAAAAUUAUCUUUUGAAAUACAAUAAAUCAAUAUAUGCAUUGACAAAAUGCAGAUAGAAUCUUGAUAUAAAUUCAUUAAUUUUUUUAUUGUGACAUCUAUAAUUAAAUGUUGGGUUGCCUUUAAAAUAAUAGGAUUAUAUUCUGGUUUAUAUGGUCAAUUGUGCCCCAUUGAGCUCUCCAUACUUCAGUCUUGCCAGAUUUUGGCUUUCUUUGUGUAUAUAUUUUAUGUACAAAAAAAAGUUUUGAGAAAUCCCUACUGUUUUUAAAAUUCUCAAAACUUCUUUUGUUGUAAAGAGUAUUUAUUAUGUGAAGCUCUAUUAUAUUAUGGUAUUUAUUUUGAAAAGCUGUCUGAAAUUUUACUCAUUUCUGAAUAUAACAAAUAUCAUUACUUACUGAGAAAAAUUAAGGGUUACACAAAAGAAAAUACAUAUGUUAACUAUAAGGCAGAAAUAUAUAAAUUAAUGAAAAUAUCACCUUGUCCGUUGUCUGAAUCUUAUUUUGGAUUACCAUGCAGUGCCCUGAAAAGUCUGUACUUAGUGUAUUAUUUUUUUCCAAAACUACCUCAAAAUGCAUGGUGUGCUUUUAAGGAGAGCCUACCAUUCGGGAAGUGAGCUAUGAUAACAUAGAAGCCAUUAAAAGUAGAUAUUUGAACCAUUACUCAUUCAAUCAUCUAAACACAGCUUGGUGAAAGCAAUAUUCUGUAAUUAAAAUGCAGAACGUUGGUGCAUUAUUGAGCUCUGCAUAUCAGGUAAAAUCUAGCCUGUUUCCAUUUGUCCUUGAAAUCAGUUGAACUGACUUUCAGAAGCACUUUUGUCAUUACAUUGCAUGUUUGCCACAAAUGGCUGAAAUGAAUUUCUACCCCUUGGUUUCUGAAAAAGUAUGAACUGUCAUCUAUGGAUGAAAAGUGAUGGUGUUGAAUCUGACUGCAUUAAAUUGAGUCUUUUCCAAAUUCUGGAUCAAAAUUUCCCGAAAUAGAACAUGAUGCAGAUCGGUAUGUUAAAAUACUUUGAAUUGGGUAUGUGUUUAACCUGAGUUGAUUAUCAAGCCAAAGAUUUAAAUAAAGAUCGUAUUUUACUUCAGGUACUGGUAAUGAUUCCAACAUGUUAGAACAAGGAUUGUCACUAGAUGGUGUGUAUAAUGUAGUGCCAUAAACCUGCUUUGAAUAAUGUACCAAGAAUAAAUUAAAAUCACACACUGGGUCACUGUGCAAUGUGGUUAGGUGUUUUUCCCAUCCAGUAAAAGACCAUAAAUCACCUGUGUCCUGCGGACAUGUUUCACACUUAUGAAGGAAUAUCAGUGUUACAAACU
Messenger RNA from Mobula hypostoma (lesser devil ray), 3892 nucleotides. It is a transcript of the gene spry1, whose product is annotated as sprouty homolog 1, antagonist of FGF signaling (Drosophila). The record is from RefSeq and is a predicted model, not a curated record. Bases 415 to 1389 code for a protein of 324 amino acids. Lineage: Eukaryota; Metazoa; Chordata; Chondrichthyes; Myliobatiformes; Myliobatidae. Gene Ontology annotation, cellular component: membrane; cytosol. The transcript has 2 exons. Gene Ontology annotation, biological process: animal organ development; negative regulation of fibroblast growth factor receptor signaling pathway; negative regulation of Ras protein signal transduction.